This is a messenger RNA of Paramecium octaurelia, 1324 nucleotides long. The record is from the annotation of a GenBank genome assembly. Lineage: Eukaryota; Ciliophora; Oligohymenophorea; Peniculida; Parameciidae.
AUGGCUUCAGUGAGUAAGGAGCAAAUAAAGAUUCAGGAAGAGGAGGCGACUAAUGUUCUGUUAUUCAUACUGCAAACGGAAAAGUUAAAGAAACUAUUGUAGAUUCAAAAGGAUCAAAGAGAUGCUAACAUUCUGGCAGAGAUUGCAUCGAUAGCAAAAGUACCAUUUACAACGAAUCCUAGCAAAUAGGUUUCUUGAGUAAAUAUAAGGAUAGACCUUACUUCACUGCUUUGUGCAAACACCUUUACAUGCAGACAUUCGAACCUAAUUCAUGCAUUUUCAAAUAGGGAGAUGAAGGUGAUAAAUUUUAUGUGAUUCUGAAUGGAAGUGUUAGGGUGUUGAUCGAUUAAGCCACCACCUUGAAGGACGUGAUGAUCAAGAAAGAGGUGGCCUAAUUGAAGAAGGGGGAAUUCUUCGGAGAGAUGGCAUUGUAGUUUAAUUUAAAAAGAACUGCCACCAUCAUUACAAAUGAGAUAACCGAUUUGAUCAUCCUAGAAAAUGAGGCAUUCUAAUAAUUCAUGUUGGCUGAUCAUAUGCAGACCGAGAGAGUCAAAGAGACUAUUAAGUUCCUGGAAUAACUAGACAUCUUCUAAGGAUUCAGCAAUAAGAUUAUGGUGAGUCUAAGUACCAAAUGCAUACAAAAUAGACAUAAACAUUAGACAAUAUUAUUGAAGGCAGGCACGGUUCCGAAUAAACUGUUUAUUAUCAAAUCAGGAUGUGUUACAGUGAUUUAGAAGUUGCCAGGAGUCAAGUCUGAUUACACUCCAUAAGCAGAGUAUGGAUUUCCCUUGAAUGAGUACUUCGAAUUAACUGAAUUGGGAGAAGGAGAGAUCUUCGGAGACUUGGCCAUGUUGAAACAAGAGAAGUCUAAAUAUACUUAUAUGACUGCAAUUCAAUCUGAGAUAAUCACUCUAAGUCUAUUUGACAUCAAAUAGAUUGUGCCUCCAGAACUAUUAGAUUAAUACCUAGUUAAGCUAUAGACCUAUCCAGAACAAUCGGAAUUGAAGGAAAUGAUCAUUGAAAAGGGUCGAUGGGAAAAAUACAAGAAACAACUCUUUAACAAAAUACAGAAGGAGAAACAAUCUAGGAAAGGAUUCAACCAAGGGUUACGAUUACCCACCUUGAAUGACUCCUAUAUUCAACCACCCAACAGACACAAUAUCAAGGCCUUGUAUACAUUCAUUAUUAUAAAUGUAGUGUCAUCAAUGACAAACGACAAAGACUCACACCAGUGGAGAAAAGACUCUUCGUUAACGAAUUGAAUUACAUUCGCUAAUCUGUUUCUAAUGAGAGGCUCAAAAAGUUCUUACAUAGUUACUAGUGA